AUGGUUGUACGCAUGCGCGGUAGAAAAUCAAAAUCUGGGGUCACAUCUCAUCUCUGGGACCAGCAUCCAUUUAGUUCUUGUGAGGUGCCUAAUGAAUGCACUGUGCCUCGGUAGGCGAAUGCCACAAGAUACAAAUACACCAACAGGAUCAUUUGGCGGGCGACCGAGCGCCUGCCGUGAAACGUCGACUAAGAGUGCAAACAUAUUCUCCGCAGUGAACAAUUUCUUCGCUGAUUCGCCUUUGGUGAAUCAGCUCAAAGGCAUUAUGACUCGACAAACAACCAAUACUGAACCAGGCCCGCCAGAUGACAAUCGAGGACCACCUAUGGUCAAUCUCGCUGUCAGCCCUUCGGAAAGUCAAACAUCAAUGCGAUCAAUCUCGCCGCCUUCGCAGAGGCAAGUGAGUUUCCUAAAGCCAGCUGCAAACACUGCACUUGAUAGAAAAGCAUCAAUCAUUGAUGAGACAACUGGUAUCACUCGCACGCAAAUGAAAGAAUUCCGCGAAGCCUUUCGUCUUUUUGACAAAGAUGGCGACGGAACGAUUACCAAAGAGGAGUUAGGGCGGGUGAUGCGUAGCCUCGGACAAUUUGCGCGUGUUGAGGAGUUACAGGAUAUGUUGCAGGAGGUGGAUAGUGACGGCGACGGAAAUGUAAGUUUCGAAGAAUUUGUGAACAUUCUAUCAAAAUCCAUGUCUGGUGCUGGUGGAAACACGAGCUCUGCCGAACAAGAAGAGAGGGAACUAAGAGAUGCAUUCAGAGUCUUCGAUAAGCAUAAUAGAGGUUACAUAUGCGCUUCAGAUUUGAGAGCCGUUUUGCAAUGUUUAGGUGAAGACUUGUCUGAGGAGGAGAUCGAAGAUAUGAUUAAAGAAGUUGAUUCUGAUGGCGACGGUCGGAUAGAUUUCUUGGAAUUUGUAAGAGCUCUAGGUGAGCCAGAAGACGCGUGUGAUGAUGAAGAGGAUGAUGAUAUAUUGGAAACCAGUGAUGUGCCAUCACCGAGAUCGGUUCUCGCUUCUUAAAAUUUCAUAUUUGUAUCCAGGCCUUUGGUGUAAUUUUAAAUUCUUAUAACGCAAUUUUAAAUAUAUACCUAUCAUAUAAAUUUUACUCUGUAUAAAGUAAAAAAAAGACCUAUUUGUUUCAGUAGCUUUUAAAUCAGUGGGUUGUUGGGAAAUCUUGUCGUAGGCAUUUAAAGUCAGUUGCAUACGUAAAUAGUAUUUGAACAUCUUAAUUAUUGAAGUCAUUUGCAAAAUGGAACUCUGAAGUGCGGAAAUUC
Messenger RNA from Pieris napi, 1269 nucleotides. RefSeq names its product neo-calmodulin-like. Lineage: Eukaryota; Metazoa; Arthropoda; Insecta; Lepidoptera; Pieridae. The transcript is spliced from 8 exons. The record is from RefSeq and is a predicted model, not a curated record. The coding region runs from base 92 to 1015 and encodes 307 amino acids. Gene Ontology annotation, molecular function: enzyme regulator activity; calcium ion binding.